Messenger RNA from Platichthys flesus (European flounder), 3168 nucleotides. RefSeq names its product protein FAM222A. The record is from RefSeq and is a predicted model, not a curated record. The transcript is spliced from 3 exons. Bases 336 to 1865 code for a protein of 509 amino acids. Lineage: Eukaryota; Metazoa; Chordata; Actinopteri; Pleuronectiformes; Pleuronectidae.
ACCACACACACUCUGCUUUUGUCAGCUCCCGGGAUGAGCGACAAGCGGCCGAACGGAAGAAACUAAACAACCGGUGACAUUUUCCUUCUUGUUACACUCGUGCUGAAGAUGCUGAGUAAGUUCAGCUAAUGGAACCGGCGUCAUCCAUGGAUGUAUCCCCGGAGGUCUCCAGUGCGCACCGCGGAAUCAGAGGCGAGAUUGCUUUUUGCGGAGGAAAUACGCCUUCCGAGCAGGGGAGCGACCAAUCAGCCGGGGCCGACCAAAGAUAAACAAGCCUUAUGAUAAGAUCAAACUCUCAGGUUUACCCAGGCUGUGAGCAGCCGUCGUGAACCAUCAUGCUGGCCUGUAUCCAGAGACGACAGAACCUCCCGUCGCAGCGUCUGGCCUGCACUCCCAAAAGCCUCGAUGUUGCUCCGCCGCCAUUACUGCUGCCGGUGCCGCCGCUGCAGCCCUGCACCCGCAAAGGCGAGCUGGCCACCGUGAUUUCCCGGUACCCCUCUCCUGCAGAGCUGGAUGCUUUCGCCCAGCGGAACGCCAACAGCCCGCUGUCCAUCAAAAUCUUCCCCUCCGAUGUUCGGGUGCCGCAGCAGAAGCAGCUCAACAAAACCGUCAACGGCCUGGACACCACGGGCACCCACCGCUACAGCCCGUACCCCGGCUCAGGAGGCCUGCUGGCCGUCAAACACUCCGAGGUGGUCCGAAGCGGGGUGAAGAACUCUGAGGGCAGGAGGACUAAACAUGCAAACAACCACCAGGCCUCCGUGGCACCGUAUAACAAUCCUCUGAAUAAUGGCUACGCUGUCAGACAUGGGCACAAGGCCUAUCAUAUCAGCGCAUGUAAGCUCUCUGAUGUGCCCAUUGAGACUCUCUGUUCCGGUGGGGGGAGGACCUCCAGAGACCGGAGCGUGCUCCCCCGGUCGGAGCUGGCGGAGGUUCAUAGCCUGAUGAGGCAGAUGAGCCGAGUUCCCCACAGCCAGGCCCUGCAGCUGGGGGGGGAGGCGCGGGCCAGCCCCACCGUGCAGGCCGUGGCCGCGGUGGCACAUUCCGACUCCGACUUUGUCCUGGGGGUGCCGCCCCAGAGCAGCCUGGCAUUCACGGGAGCGAUGCUGCCCACGCAGAGUGCAGACAUCGCCAAAGCCGGCUACCUGGAGGAAGGGGACUACGCGCUGUGGCAGCACAAGCAUCCGAUUCAGCAGCAGCAUCCGUCCUAUCAGCAGGUGGCAGUGAGGAUGUACAGUGUGAGUAACGCUGCUCAGGGGCAUCGAGCAGCACAGGCCGGCGUUGGCCAGUCUCCCGAAUCCUGCCUCCCUUUGGCGUGCUCCUCUCAGCUGGCCUACAGGCCGCCUCCUCCCGGUGCGGGUGCCGGGCAGGAGCGAGUCGGCAGCUCGUCACUGAGCUGUGCCGCCAUGCAGGGCGGGGGGGCCGUCGGACAGUACUUCGCUCCCCUCUGGGACGGCGUCCUGGCCACCCCACACAGCGACUGUUAUACCUCUCAGGUGCUGGCAACGGGUCCAUGCGCGGCCAGGCCUAGGGACAUGGGCUUCUCCCACCCCCACCUCCACCCUCACUGCCAUCAACGCCCCCACCACCCUCAGCAUCAUCAGCCUCAGCUGCACCCUCCUCUCCCCCCUCACAUGCAGGCCUACAGCACGGACCCGAACCUCUGUUGUGGCCUGCCCACUUCCAGCCUGUGCCACGCCGCAGUGCUCAGCAGCAGCCUGCAGUCUCUGGAGUGCCUCAUCAGUGACAUCCACCCUCCCUGCAUCAAGGAGCGCAUGCUGGGCCGUGGGUACCAAGCCAUGGGAAUGCCUCAGCUGCUGGAGCACCACCAGACAGCCCACCUCCAACUCCCCGUCUACAGAUAAGACGAGGCGCUGGGGGGGGGGGGGGGCGGAGGUGACAAACCUGACAGCGGAGGCAUGUCAGCUCAGACGUCUGCGAGAAGGAGACAUGCCUUUUUACGCCCGUGCAUGAACUGUAUCGGGAGACGGCUUGGUGUUAGAAGCCUGAAGGUAAAUGAUAAUCACGACCUAAGAUAGAGGUUUAUCUUAUGGACCUUUUUCUGUUUUUAUUUUUAUAUCUUAAAAGGCUGUUCUCCGUUUGACACCGAUGCUGGGCACCCAAUCACGAUUCGCCAUCUUAUUCGAACAUGUAAACACUGUCUGUUGUUUCUCUGUCGGCCUUUUGGGAAACCUGCGAAACUGAAAUAAUCAUUGGUACUCGUCUAGAAACACUUGAAUCUGACAGUUUAUGAAUAUAUGUUUUUUUUUUUUUUUUCAUAUUUGAGAGGGAGCGUUUCUUGAUUAUUAACUCACAUUCUGCUCGUCUGUUACUUUAAUGUGAAUCUGGUUUUUCAGUGUUAACAGACAUGUGCUUCAGCAGUAUGACGCCGGUGAACAUCUUUUUUGAUCAUUGUGUGUUUGUGUCAUGCAGUUAUAGACAAAAGUGAUGUAACUCAGCAUCGGAAUUGUUUUUGAUGUAGUCCCGCUCAGCUCAGCCUAUUAUGGAUAAUCAACACUGUGGCGUCUGUGGCCGAGCAGGAUGUGCAGUUUGGUUGUGUUUUUGUCAAGAUUUCUAAAUGAGGGAUGUGUUAGGAUGUGACAGUUGUUGUGGCAGCGUAACACGACACCUGGGAAUGAUGGAGUGCCAUGUUGUGGAGAGCCGGCCGCCUGAGUCAUUUACACUCCUCUUCUUUUUUAGGGCUAUAUGAUCUCUGACAGCGUGCGACGUGUGACUGAGGAGAUCUGUGUGUGUGUGUGUGUCUGCACUGGUUGUGUAAAACUAUUUAUUUAUGUCGGCCUGUUGAGUUCCAUAGCAAACUGUCUCUAUAAUUAUAAAGUGCAAUUAUUCUAUAUGGACAUGUGAACGCUCUCCAUGAACUAUGAUGUUGAAAUGACUACAUUUUGCAAUGUAUGACCUCGAUCCCCCCCCCACCCCCACCCCCCCUUUGGCCUCUUCUUAAUAAGGAUUGUCAAGUAAAUGAAAUUUUCUAAACCCAGCCCAGAGUUUGUGUUAUUAAAUGAGAUUAUUUAUUAUCCGUCCGACGUGGAGCUGAGGAGACGGUUUGAUCAUAUUCAUGAAUGAUAAAAAUGGUUGUGGAAAGGAAAGGAGACAUGUUUCUGCUUUUAUUGCAAAGGGAUUUAUAGCUUAACCACCGGGCAUGUCUCU